UUCCUUAAUGCCCUGCCAUGUGACAUGUCAUCCAUGCAUUUGCUUCCAAAACUGAGACUGUGAUCCUGUGGAAAACUUCAGCUUGCAAGAUCCAAAUUCUUUUCUUCAUCACCAUGCCAAAGUCUAAAUACCAAAACCCAUGGAGAGAACGAAGCAAAGAAGAAGCAAUUGGGUGGGGUGUUCUACAAAGAAUAAACCACACCAUGGUGAUUCGCUUCCUAAAAUGCUCAACAACCUCACCACUCUCCAAAACCUACUUACCAUUUUUCUCAUCUCUACUUCUCGUAGCAUCCCAGGAGGGUAAUAAACGAAAUGGCUGUUCCAGAAGUCAAUAAGGAAUUGCUUGGGGAACUUGAAGCGAUGGGAUUCCCUGUAGCCAGAGCAACAAGGGCGCUUCAUUUUUCUGGUAAUGACAGUCUGGCAGCUGCUGUAAGUUGGAUUAUUGAUCAUGAAAAUGACCCAGACAUUGAUCAGAUGCCCUCGAUAACAGUCGACAUUGGUAUUGAGUCUCCUAAACCAUUUCAGAUUUCUGAAGAAAUGAAGAAAAAGGCACAAGAAUUAAGAAAUCGAGCACGCAGAAGGCAAGAAGAAGAAGAAAAGAAACGGGAAAGAGAAAGGGAGAAGAAUAGGAUUCGGGCUGGAAAGGAACUCCUUGAAGCAAAACGAAUUGAUGAAGAAAAUGAACGAAAACGUAUGUUAGCCUAUUGGGAAUCAGAGAAAGAGGAACAGAAAAGAGCAAGGGAGAAACUUCUCAAGAAAUUAAUGGAAGACAAGGCUGAAAGAAGAAGCAAGCUUGGAUUGCCACCUGAAAACCCUGCUAGUGUAAAAACUUCCUUGCCUGUUGUACUGGAAAAGAACUCAUUGUUCACUAAACUUGAUACAAAGGCAGAGCCCUUGAGAGAAUGUUUAAGGUUUCUCAAAAAAAGUCACAAGAAUGAUGAUGCCAGAGUGAAAAGGGCCUUCCAAACUCUUCUGAUUUAUAUCAGAAAUGUUGCUAAGCAUCCUGAUGAGGAAAAGUUCCGGAAGAUCCGAUUUAGUAACCCAGCCUUCCAGGAAAGGGUUGGGAGUUUGACAGGAGGUAUUGAGUUUCUCGAGCUUUGUGGGUUUGAGAGAACUGAAGAUGGUGAAUUCUUAUUUCUACCUCAGGAGAAGGUUGACAUGGCAGUCUUGAAUUCAGCUGGAUCUGUGUUGAACUCUGCAAUGACAAACCCCUUCUUUGGAGUUUUUUCAAGUUGAAAAGAAUGAAAAGUUCCAAGAAAAAAUUUGGCUAUGGAUGAAAUAACGAACAACAUAGGAAGAAAAUAUACAUGUUCAACCACUAUAGGUUGCCAUGGUCUCAUGCCUUAUGCUGGCUGUAUGUAGUGUAGGGAUAUUAAAUUGUACAAAACAUAAUAUAUGGCUUGGAAUUAAUACGAAUAGAAGCUCUAUUUUAUACUAA
Messenger RNA from Vitis riparia (riverbank grape), 1438 nucleotides. Its product is annotated as UBX domain-containing protein 1-like. Lineage: Eukaryota; Viridiplantae; Streptophyta; Magnoliopsida; Vitales; Vitaceae. The coding region runs from base 313 to 1236 and encodes 307 amino acids. Gene Ontology annotation, molecular function: protein binding. The record is from RefSeq and is a predicted model, not a curated record. The transcript is spliced from 11 exons.